AUGGGCAACGCACCGUCUGUCGAGACGCUGCAUUCUCAAUCAAAUAUUCACGCCGCGCAGGAUGAUAUAUGUCCGCCGCCGCCAGCCAAAAGGCAGCCGCAGAAGCUCUCAAAGCCACGCGUCGGCAAUCAUGCAUCGUCCAAUACAGCUUCCCGCCGUCGGGACUCGAACGCUCCGUCGAUUGCUUCCAGCGUCUCACCGCUUCCGCCGAACCCUAGCCCCAAUCCCAACCAAAACUUGACCGUGGACACGCGCCGAUCCUCUGCAUUGCCAUCGCCAGUGAUGCUUUCCCCAGCGCCAUCGAGCUUUUCCAAUGUUCUCAUAGCGCCUUCAAUCCCGCAGGAGACAACUUCGAACCACACCGGCGGCUCCAAAGACUGGUAUCGACGCUCCUCGGGGCUUUUCCGGUCGAAAAGUUCCCAAGAGGACAGGACGAAUAGGAGAAGAAGCGGCCUGGUGCCACCCAUGCCUGGCGAGAGGUCUUCCAGAGCAAAUUCCAUGAACUGGGAAUCUCAAGCAAAUUUGGACCACGCCAGGCAACAGUUGGAGAGCUGGAAUAUCGCUGGUAACCGCCAGUCGGUCAAUUACGACAUGUCUUCUUACGAGUCGAGGCGAUUGCUCAACAUGGCGGACCGAACCCUGGUCCAGGAGCCCGAAUCAUUUACGGUUGAACCCCAGCUGGGUGAAAUUGAUCAAGCCACGUGGAAGAGCUCACAUCCUCACGAGGUGCCAGCUGUAUCCAUACCGAGAGUGAAUUCUAACGUGUCCCUUUAUGCGCCUGCUCGUCGUCGCUCAGUGAUCCAGACGCCUGGUGUGGCGACGCGCAAGCCAGGGGAUAGUUCCGUGUCACGAAAAUCGAGCUUCCGCCACAGCCACCCGCCGACCCCCGUAGGUGGUCGCUCCAGGCGUGGUUCGUACGUGGCAGAAGCCGAAGUCGUACGGGUCAUAUCGAUGCCACCCCCGAGAAUCAUUGCCGUGGAUGAGGUGGAAAGGGUGGAGACUCCGUCAGAGCUCGAUUACAGGCAGCUGGGAGCCAUGAAGCACGGUUCCCUGAGAAUUACCAACGGCGCCGCCAGCCCCGCCCCCAGUAUCGACGGCGACCUUCCGCACGACAAUGCUUUCGAUAGGGCCCAGGAAUGCGAGAUACCCAUGGCGGUGCAAACUCCCAAGCAGACGCUUGCUCCUAUCACUACCACUUUUAUCAAUCGCAAGACUGUUUCUUCCGUAUCCCAGAGCACGUUUGUCGGUUACGAAGAGCCUGGAGAUACGUCGGGUCACUGUCUUUCGCCCGAGUACGCCCCUUACGAGGUUCUCGACGUAAGAGAAGAUCCCAGUGCAAAGCCGGCUAUUGAACGACCCGUAGCAAGGCAAGAUAUUGCACAAGGCGUCGUGCGAACCGACAGUGGGCUUGUCAUCACACCUGUAUCAGAGGGGCCUGCAGACGUUCUCAGACCUUUAGCAAAAGCCGAUUCUGGAUAUAGCUCAAACGUCUCGCUGCGUUCGUUCAGCUCCAGGAAGGCUGUUGGAGGGAAUGAACGCCCCAGUCGCGCCAGAACAGAUGGGAAGGCCAAGAUAUGGAGCGAUGCCAUGGAUACAAGUCCUAACACUAACGACCUCAAUGGAAUGGGCUCGACGCAGCCUUGCAUUUCAGAUCACCAAGUUGAGAGCAACACUGCGCUAUCACCUCGAAUUUGUUCGCCGACAGACCUUGCUUCUCCGAAGCAGGUUCUCUCGCCUUGGAGUCCUCUCCAGACAGCGUCCGACGACAUGCACUCUCCGUCCUCCUCGAGCAAGAUGCGUAAAAGGCUGCACGCUUCCUCGUCCUACAUCUUCGGCCGAACGCCUGAGAAAUCAGAAAGUACGCCGGCUGGCUCUGCAUCUAUGGGUCCUGCAGAGGAAAGAUCCAGCUCAGCGCUGAGUAUCGGCGGCAACAGCAGCAACAGAAACAAGCUCCAAAGGCUGCUUAGUGGCGCAGGUAUGCGCGGGCCGCCUGCAGUUCACCCAACCCAUUCUGUCGAAUCGUCUAUUCCAUCAAUACCUCGGGAGGUUGAGGCAAAACUUAUGGAACACACGGGAAAGUAUCCAAUGAUGUCCAAGCAACUCACUGUGCAUCAUCAACCAAGCAAAGACACCCUGAAGACAAUAUUGAGUGUCGGUAGCGUAGAAGCUGGUGGUAUCAACAGCAUUCGGGACUCGUUGACUUCACCAGAAGCAACCUCAGCUGCUGUCGCUGAGACGUCCAAAGUUGCACGUCGACGGAGUCUGCAGCCCAUUUCGGCGUCAAUCUCUCAGGCAGCAGCAGCGAUCAUGUCGCGCAAAAGCAUCCGGCGAAAGCCGAUCUCCACGCACAAGCAACAGAGCGACCAGUCUCAAGAAAAUGAACUCAUCCAGAACGGUUUCGAAUCGAGCGUCACGAGCAUUGACUCGACCCGCGAUAGCGUUGGCCGAAGUGCGUUCGAUCAAGCCUUCACCGCCCUUCCCGCGAAUGACCGCCAAUACACCGACACGAGGAGGUCCAUGACUAUGACGGCGCAGCAGGAACGAGAUCUGGGUUACUGCCGUCCACCACCCAUCAGAACAAGAUCGUCUGCUAGUAGGCAGCCCUCGCCAUCAUGCAGAUCGCCAAUCCCGGAGCUACCCGAAACGUCCCCGCCUCGACAGAAGAUGAAGUCGAUGCCUCCUGUUAGUCUCAGAACACGCAGAAAGUCGGCUGGAGCCAGUCCACAAUCGAUGUCGCGCAAAAGCAGCCGCGAUAGCCUUCAAGGCCCGCCUCUCUCCGCACCACCUGUGCCGUCCAUCAAACCUGAAUUCCAGCACCUCCAGCAUGCAGCUUUGGCUUCGGUGCAGCCCAGCCAUCUCAACUCCUCUGCAAACCGCGGGACCUCGUCUGCCGCAAACCAUGGUAUUCAUCGCCCUAUGAGCGCCACCGUUGGAGCUCAGCAAGUACGCAGUCCAGGCCUGCGACACCGGUCCAGCUACGACGGUCACAGUAGUCUCCAGCGGCAUGCUGGCUUCGGACAGGGCCGGUACCAGACUAGCACGCAAAUGCAGAUGCAGACUGGGGGAUACUACCAGAACCAACUCUUGCAGCUUCAGGAGCAGUCAUGGCGCGGGGAGGAGCAGAACUUCGGUCGCUCAGGGCCUGCUGACCCUCGACUCGGCCAUUCGCGAAACCAAAGCGGCGGUACGAACCCACCCUAUCGAAUACUACACAGCUACAACUCGCCGGCAUACCGAAACGUCCAACUCUGGAGCUGA
Verticillium alfalfae VaMs.102 is the source of this 3258-nucleotide messenger RNA. RefSeq lists its product as hypothetical. Bases 1 to 3258 code for a protein of 1085 amino acids. The record is from RefSeq and is a predicted model, not a curated record. Lineage: Eukaryota; Fungi; Ascomycota; Sordariomycetes; Glomerellales; Plectosphaerellaceae. The transcript is spliced from 2 exons.